Molecule: messenger RNA, 2010 nt
Organism: Populus trichocarpa (black cottonwood)
Lineage: Eukaryota; Viridiplantae; Streptophyta; Magnoliopsida; Malpighiales; Salicaceae
Product: protein NRT1/ PTR FAMILY 3.1
Exons: 4
Coding region: 93-1841 (582 amino acids)
Biological process (GO): transmembrane transport
Cellular component (GO): plasma membrane
Molecular function (GO): transmembrane transporter activity
Source: RefSeq, a predicted model, not a curated record
GGGAUUGGUUACAGUGAAAAAACUUGUGACUUGUGAUAGCCUAUAAAUAGGGCUCCGGGGUGCCACUUAAAGCAUCAAACACACUGAGAAAGAUGGAAAGGAUGGAGAGCAAAGGUUGCCGCAGGAAAAGGCAGAAUGGUGGAUUGGUUACAAUGCCCUUUAUAUUUGCAAAUGAGGCUUGUGAGAAGUUGGCGGUGGUGGGGUUCAGUACCAAUAUGAUCAGCUACCUGACAACACAGCUCCAUAUGCCAUUGACCAAAGCAGCCAACACCCUCACCAACUUCGGAGGAACUUCAAGCUUAACACCGUUGCUCGGUGCCUUCAUGGCCGACGCGUAUGCUGGCCGGUUCUGGACUAUAACAGUUGCUUCCAUAAUAUACCAAAUAGGCAUGAUAAGCUUAACAUUAUCAGCAAUUCUUCCACAUCUAAGGCCACCGCCAUGUAAAUUAGGAGAGCAAGUGUGCCAAGAAGCUGAUACAGGGCAACUAGCAAUCCUAUAUGCAUCUCUCCUGCUAGGAGCCUUAGGAUCAGGCGGGAUCCGACCGUGUGUCGUCGCAUUCGGAGCAGACCAAUUCGAUGAGUCGGACCCUAAGCAGACAACAAAGACAUGGAGAUACUUCAAUUGGUACUAUUUUGUCAUGGGAGUAUCUAUCCUUGUGGCUGUGACAGUGCUUGUCUACAUUCAGGACAACAUUGGUUGGGGUUGGGGUCUUGGAAUUCCAACCAUAGCAAUGUUUUUCUCAAUUAUUGCUUUUAUUGGUGGAUACCCACUUUACCGGAACCUGGAUCCAGCCGGAAGUCCAUUUACCAGAUUGUUACAAGUGUCUGUGGCUGCAUUUAGGAAGAGGAAGCUGGCCAUGGUUUCGGAUCCUGAGUUAUUAUACCAGAACGAUGAGCUUGAUGCACCCAUUUCUAUUGGUGGAAAGCUUCUACACACUAUACAUAUGAAAUUUCUUGAUAAGGCUGCAAUUGUGGUUGAAGAAGAUAAUUUCAAACAAGGCCAAGCACCCAACCUUUGGAGACUAAAUACAGUUCACAGAGUUGAAGAACUCAAAUCUAUCAUCAGAAUGGGACCAAUAUGGGCAGCAGGAAUUCUCCUGAUCACAGCCUAUGCCCAGCAAAACACAUUUUCCCUACAACAAGCCAAGUCCAUGGACAGGCAUCUCACAAAAUCCUUUCAAAUUCCAGCAGGUUCAAUGUCUGUCUUCACCAUGACCUCCAUGCUCACCACAAUAGCCUUUUAUGAUCGCAUUUUGGUUCCUGUUGCAAGUAAAUUCACAGGGCUUGAACGUGGUAUAAGCUUUCUGCAUCGGAUGGGAAUUGGUUUUGUCAUAUCAAUAUUUGCCACUCUAGUUGCUGGCUUCGUUGAAAUCAAGCGAAAACAUGUUGCUUCAGCUCAUGGUCUUAUCAAUUCUCAACAGCCUAUUCCUAUCCCGGUCUUUUGGCUUGUGCCACAAUAUUGUCUUCACGGAAUAGCUGAAGCUUUUAUGUCAAUUGGGCAUUUAGAGUUCUUCUAUGAUCAAGCACCAGAAAGUAUGAGAAGCAGUGCUAUGGCACUAUUUUGGACUGCGAUUUCAGUUGGGAAUUAUGCAAGCACACUUUUGGUCACCUUAGUGCAUAAGUUUAGUGCUGGUUCUGAUGGAUCAAAUUGGCUUCCAGAUGAUAAUCUGAACAAAGGAAAAUUGGAGUACUUUUACUGGUUGAUCACGUUAUUGCAGGUUGCUAAUCUUAUUUACUACCUAUUUUGUGCAAAGAUGUAUACUUUUAAGCCAAUUCAAGUCCACAACAAAGAAAUCAGUGACUCUAAAGAAAGUGGAGUAGAGCUCGCAAACAAGGUUUAGUUGCAUUUCCUCGAUAUUUGUAAUAAUUAGGUUACACAAUUUAGCUGGUAAAGAAUCGGUGUUCCUUAGAAUAAGAAGCAUGUCAUAUAGUAUAGAAGAAUUACCAAGGCCCUUUUUGUAUGAUCUUUUUAGAGAAAGGAAAAGGGAUUCCCGUUGGCUUUUACAUUAA